AUGCACCGUGUGGGUAGUGCAGGGAACACAGCCAAUUCCACUCGCCCUCGUAAAGAGAAGAGAUUAACAUAUGUGUUGAGUGAUGCUGAUGACACAAAGCAUUGUGCCGGCAUAAAUUGUUUGGCUGUAUUGAAGGCAUCAGUGUCUGGGUGUGAUUACCUGUUCACUGGAAGCCGUGAUGGCACACUAAAAAGAUGGGCGCUGGCUGAAGAUGCUGCUACAUGCUCAGCAACCUUUGAGUCUCAUGUGGACUGGGUUAAUGAUGCUGUUCUUGCAGGUGAUAAUACGCUUGUUUCUUGUUCUUCAGAUACUACCCUCAAGACUUGGAAUUGCUUGUCGGAUGGAACUUGUACCAGAACUCUUCGUCAGCAUUCUGACUAUGUCACUUGUCUUGCUGCGGCAGAAAAAAAUAGCAAUGUUGUUGCCUCUGGGGGACUUGGAGGGGAGGUAUUCGUAUGGGAUCUUGAAGCAGCUCUUACUCCGGUCUCAAAGUCAGGCGAUUCAAUGGAAGAUGACUCUUCAACUGUUGUCAAUGGUUCUGGAAAUGCACUACCGAUUACAAGUUUACGUACUAUCAGCUCUAGCAACAGUAUUUCUGUGCACACAACUCAGUCACAUGGAUAUGUUCCAGUUCCUGCCAAAGGCCAUAAGGAAUCAGUUUAUGCUUUGGCAAUGAAUGAUAGUGGAUCACUCCUUGUCUCUGGUGGAACAGAGAAGGUUGUGCGUGUUUGGGAUCCUAGAACUGGUUCGAAGACCAUGAAACUAAGAGGGCAUACAGAUAAUAUCAGGGCUCUGCUUCUUGAUUCUACUGGAAGAUAUUGCUUAUCAGGAUCUUCUGAUUCUAUGAUCAGGCUAUGGGAUCUUGGUCAGCAACGAUGUGUGCAUUCUUAUGCUGUGCACACAGAUUCUGUUUGGGCACUUGCCAGUACCCCAACAUUUAGUCAUGUAUAUAGUGGUGGGAGGGACCUUUCUUUAUACUUGACAGACUUGGCCACAAGAGAGAGUCUUUUGCUUUGCACUGGGGAACACCCCAUUCUGCAGUUGGCUUUACAUGACGAUAGUAUAUGGGCUGCAACAACGGAUUCUUCAGUUCAUAGAUGGCCUGCUGAAGGGCGCAAUCCUCAGAAGAUCAUUCAAAGAGGUGGUGCAUUCUUGGCUGGAAAUUUGUCCUUUUCGAGAGCAAGGGUAUCCCUAGAAGGAUCAACCCUAGUCCCUGUUUAUAAAGAACCAAUAUUUACGAUUCCUGGAACUCCUGGAAUAGUGCAGCAUGAAAUAUUAAACAAUAGAAGGCAUGUCUUGACAAAGGAUACUGCUGGUUCGGUCAAGUUGUGGGAGAUUACUAGGGGUGUUGUUAUUGAGGAUUAUGGAAAGGUCACAUUUGAGGAGAAAAAAGAAGAGCUUUUUGAGAUGGUGAGCAUUCCUGCAUGGUUCACAGUGGAUACCAGGCUUGGAAGUUUAUCUGUACAUCUGGACACCCCACAAUGCUUUUCAGCAGAGAUGUAUUCAGUAGACCUUAACAUCGUGGGGAAGCCUGAAGAUGACAAGGUUAAUCUAGCACGAGAAACCCUUAAAGGGCUCUUGGCUCACUGGUUGGCGAAAAGAAAGCAAAGAUUUGGAGUGCAAGCAUCUGCUAAUGGGGAUGCACCAUCUGGAAAGGAAGUCACCACUAGAAGUAUUACGCAUUCAAGAAUUGAGGUGGAUAGUAAUACUGAAAACGAUUCAAUGGUCUAUCCUCCCUUUGAAUUUUCUACAGCUUCCCCUCCUUCAGUUAUAACUGAGGGCUCUCAGGGAGGCCCAUGGAGGAAGAAAAUCACUGACCUAGAUGGUACUGAAGAUGAGAAGGACUUUCCUUGGUGGUGUCUCGAUUGCGUGUUGAAUAAUCGCCUACCCCCUAGAGAAAACACCAAGUGCAGUUUUUAUCUACAUCCAUGCGAAGGUUCAGCUGUUCAGAUCCUCACACAAGGGAAACUUAGUGCACCUCGUAUAUUACGAAUUCAUAAAGUUGUUAAUUAUGUAAUUGAAAAGAUGGUCCUUGACAAACCAUUGGAUAGUGCAAAUCCUGAUACAACACUUGCUCCUGGUCUUGCUGGAGGACCAGUGCAACUAUCAGCCAUUGGAGAUGCAUCUUUUCGAUCUGGAUUGAAGCCAUGGCAAAAGCUUAAGCCUUCUAUAGAGAUAUUGUGCAACAAUCAGGUCUUGUCCCCAGAAAUGAGCUUAGCCACAGUGCGGGCUUAUAUAUGGAAGAAAUCUGAGGACCUGAUUCUCAAUUACAGGGUGGUUCAGGGAAGUAAAUAG
Messenger RNA from Prunus armeniaca (apricot), 2295 nucleotides. NCBI's taxonomy places the organism in Eukaryota, Viridiplantae, Streptophyta, Magnoliopsida, Rosales, Rosaceae. The record is from the annotation of a GenBank genome assembly.